AUGUCGUCCGACGCGGAGGAGGUGGCGGAAGACUACCGCCAUGCUUUGGAGGACCUGUCCUCGAACAUGCGGUUCGAGAUCAGCAACCUGACUGUGAUUGCUCGCGAGAACACGGAGCACGCCCUGGCCAUCGCCGAAGUGCUCCAGCAGCACAUCCUCAAGGCCGCUCCCAACAAGAAACUCCCCGCCCUGUACGUCCUGGAUUCGAUCGUCAAAAAUGUCGGCACGCCGUACACGCUGUACUUUGGCCGCAACCUCUUCAAGACCUUUAUGGAGUCAUACGCCGUCGUCGACCACAACAUCCGUCGCAAGAUGGAAGAGAUGCUCAAGACAUGGAAAGACCCGGUUCCGGGGUCCAUGGACACCCGCCCUGUCUUUUCUCAUGAGCUGGUGCGCCCCAUCGAGAAUGCUCUGAUGAAGGCGAGAGCAGCGAGCAUGCCUCAACAGGGACCCAUCCCCGGGAGACCACGAUCCGCACUGCUCCCGAAUCGAAACACACCGACACCGCCAGCCAUGCGUGGACAGGCACAACCGCCACCAGUACCAUACCCUCCUCACCUUCACCAACAGCCGGUCAACGGCGGACGCCCUGGCGAGACUGCGCCGGCUGCCUUUGGUUUCCCCGUGCAGCAACAGCAGCAGCCGCAACAACAGUACCCGCAACACUCAACGCCUCAGCCGGGCAUGCCCGCCCAGGCCCUCUAUCAGCCUCCGUACCCCGGUGCGUACGCACAGGGGCCUCCGGCUCCGGCCGGGAUAAGCGUAGACACGUUGAGCAAUGACAUCCAAAACCUGAUUGUUGCGAUGAAGGCCGAGUUCACGCAGAACCCGCAUGAUGCCGGCGUUCAGAACAGAUUAAAAGCGCUGCUGGACCUGCAGGGGGUGAUGCAGCGGACGAGUCUUCCCCGGGAUCAGCUUGAGCUCAUUAAGAACAAAGUAACUGAACUUGCUGCCGUAACAUUGAGGCCUGCGUCGGCCCCGGGCUCUACUCAAGGCUCGACCCUCGUACCGCCGAUGGCACACGUCGCAGCGCCGCACUCUGCUUCUGUAACCCCAGCACCGGCGGCGGGCAAUGGCAACGCGCCGGUGACGUUGGACGGCCUGCUUGGCCACGGUGCUCUGGCAGCUCUCCUGGCGCGGCAGUCGGCCACGCCUCAGAACACGACGCCUAAUCCUCCAUACGCGAGCCAGGCGAUCCGCUCACCGCCGCCGAUUCAGGCCGAGCAGGCAAAGCCGUCCGCCCCGGCACAAGCACCGAGUGCAUUGUCUCUGCUCGACCAGCUCCGUCAAGCUGGCGUGCUUCCCAACGCGACUCCGCCAAACGCAGCACCGGCUGUGGCACCACCUCCCCCUGCGCCGGCGUCGAUACUACCACCAAACAUUGCCAACCUGCUGUCUUCGGCCAAGGCUCAAGGGCUGACUGGAUUGGCGCCGCCCGUUGAUCCCGGACUGAGCGCCGCUGCGUUGAAGUCUCAAUUCCGACCUGAUGCUGUUGCCGCCCUCUAUGACAAGUUGGGACCGCCUUGCACUCAGUGCGGCAGACGGUUCCGGACCGACGAGGAGGGCAGGAAGAAGAAAAUGGCACAUAUGGACUGGCAUUUCCGAGUCCACCAGCGCAGCAACGAGGCCGAGAAGAGGGGCACGCACCGGAGCUGGUACGUGGACAGCCAGGAUUGGUUGAAAUCUCGAGAAGUCAUUGACUCGGAUCACGUUGGCACGUCGGACAACUCGACGUCUCAGACAGUCGAGGUUGACAAGGGACCGAAGUACAUUCCCGUCCCGGACCCUAGCAGUGGCAUUAACACGGUGUGCCCAAUCUGCCAGGAGAGGUUCGAGAACAAGUGGCUGGACACGGCGCAGGAGUGGGUGUGGCUCGACGCCGUCCUCGUCGGCAACCGGGCAUAUCAUGCCUCGUGCCACGCCGAAGCGACUAGAGAUCGCGAGGGCACGCCGGGCGUGUCGCGUCGGACACCUGAGCCCGUACUGGGCAAGCGCAAGGCGGAGACGAGCAUCUCGUCGCCAAAGAUCCGGACCAUGAAGACGUCUGUUUAG
Molecule: messenger RNA, 2052 nt
Organism: Purpureocillium lilacinum
Lineage: Eukaryota; Fungi; Ascomycota; Sordariomycetes; Hypocreales; Ophiocordycipitaceae
Biological process (GO): termination of RNA polymerase II transcription
Cellular component (GO): cytoplasm; mRNA cleavage factor complex
Molecular function (GO): RNA polymerase II complex binding; mRNA binding
Source: RefSeq, a predicted model, not a curated record